Messenger RNA from Hypanus sabinus (Atlantic stingray), 1769 nucleotides. RefSeq names its product interleukin-8-like. Gene Ontology annotation, cellular component: extracellular region. Gene Ontology annotation, molecular function: CXCR chemokine receptor binding; chemokine activity. The transcript has 4 exons. The record is from RefSeq and is a predicted model, not a curated record. Gene Ontology annotation, biological process: chemokine-mediated signaling pathway; neutrophil chemotaxis; antimicrobial humoral immune response mediated by antimicrobial peptide. NCBI's taxonomy places the organism in Eukaryota, Metazoa, Chordata, Chondrichthyes, Myliobatiformes, Dasyatidae. Bases 62 to 352 code for a protein of 96 amino acids.
AUCUACUGCUUUGAGCAGAAGAUCCUUCAGCAGUCAUCUCCUCAGCAGUAAAAAGCAGAAGAUGAACAGAGCGACCACCGUAACCAUCCUCAUCUUCCUUCUCUGUGCCUUUUCUACACAGGGUAUUCCAAUCCUGGGAACACAAGGACGGUGCAAGUGCAUUAGGACUACCUCUGCUGUUAUUCAUCCAAAGCUCAUAAAGAGCUUGAGAUAUAUUCCCAGUGGAGCACACUGCGAAGCAACAGAGAUAAUCAUCACUCUGAAAAAUAGGAAGAAAGUGUGCAUUGAUCCUGGCGCAAAAUGGUUGCGCGUUCUCAUAGCAGCCAGUGAAGGUGCCAGACACAGCAACUAAUAAAAAAUGUGGAACUGUAAUGUUGAAGAUCUAAAUCGCUCAGGAAUUCCAGCAUGAACAUAAUCUCUUGUACAUUCAGAUUCCAUUUAUUUCAUUGUCUGAAGAGCAAUGAAGGAAGCUCAGCCCUGGCUAUCAUCUCUCUGAUAUCAAUGUUCAUUCCAAUGUCUCCUCCUCAUUACGUACUGUGAAUAAUUUAACUCUUUAGCAUGACUCAGGACAUUUACUUCUGUCACUAUAUUUGGUUACUUCUGAGCAAACCAUUUGAUAUAUGUUGCUAAACUUUGUGCCAAGUUGGAGAUUCCAUUUGAUUGUUGUGGUAAUGGAAGUAGAUUCUGGUACUUUUGAGUGUUACCCUGAUACCAUCAUAUGACCCUCUGCAAUUGAAUUCAACUGAUUUGUGCAAAUGGUUUCUAAUAAACAAACUGGACACAGUAUUCAAGUAGAUUUUUGAACCUAUGGAAAAGGCUAAAUCAAAUGAGUGCUAGUUGUUGAAGGUGAUUAUAGAAUAAUGCAGUAAUUAAUUUCCUGAAAUAUCCAUUUUGAAUCCUUGGGAUUAAAUGGAGGAAUAGUGCAGAGAUGCCUCUACUAGCCCUAUAACUAGGGCUGGAGGAUACAUCACACCUGUCCACCCCAAGCCCCUAUUCCCAGGCCUCCAAACCUGGUAUGAGAAAGAAGCCUGGUCACUGUCUUGAAAACAAUUUGGUAUCACUCAUUGUCUGCUUAUGUUAAUACCAGAACUGAGAGGCUGAAAUAUAUACACAGAAGAAUUAUGCCAAGUUAUUCCAAUAAAAUGAUCUGGUAGAAUGGUAAAGAUGUAAACUGUUAACUAGAACACUUCCCUCUUUUUUUUCUUGAAGAUAUAGUGUGAUGUUAUAUUUUCUUAAAAGCACUGAUGAAGGACAUUUUGCACAGUUCCCUUUCUGCUUUGAAAUCAGUUCAUAGCAUGCGAUUAACAGAUGACAUUACUGUAAGAAAGCAACUUUUUUCCAGUCUGAGUGAAAACAUAUUUAUUUAAGUGGACAAACAAGUACUGUUGGUACCAUGUCACAGUAACAUUUCUGACCACUGAUAUUUUAACUGGGGAUGUGGGAUUUUCUCGGUGAAAAAAAUCCAUUCAAAGUCUGUGGAAACUAAUUUUUUAUGUACUUUUUUUGGUGUAAAGUUUGUCUAUUUUGAAAGGCAAAGCUACUAUGAAUUUAAUAGUCACUGUACUCACUGGCAGAAUUGAAUUUCUAAAUGGGAAUAAUCUCUGUUCAGUUAUAAAUAGAAAUAUUUGGCAUUGAUAUUUCACUUUCUGGGUUCAGUUGACCAAUCAUUGUAUGCCUUUAUGAAAAACUUCUGUUAAAUAUAAAACUCAAUAUUAAUGAACUCAAUCAAUAGAUGUGAAUUAACUUGUUUGGCAUUCCCCAGAUAUAUU